Paramecium sonneborni is the source of this 1351-nucleotide messenger RNA. NCBI's taxonomy places the organism in Eukaryota, Ciliophora, Oligohymenophorea, Peniculida, Parameciidae. The record is from the annotation of a GenBank genome assembly.
AUGAGUUAAGAAGGGUAGAUUUAAUAAGUUUAAGAAUCAAUUAUAUUAAAGAAACCAUCUAGAGUCAUUAAUAGAUAUAAACACAACUAGUUGCUAUAUAAUUAUUUUGUUAUCAGAGAUUUUAAAUCUGCUUUAGAAUUGAUAGAAAAACUCACUUAAGAACAUGGAGAUAUACAUGAAUAUGCAAAUUAAAUAUAAGGAUAUAUUUAUAAGAUGACAGGAUAAUUAUAAAAAUCUACAGAAACUUUUAAGAAGUUUUUAUCAUUUAAUGAAUAAGAUUAGGAAGUCUUAAAAACUAUAGCAAAAAAUUUAUAAUUAGGUAGUGAUUUUGAUAAAAUAUAGAUGGUAGAUUCAAGAGUAGUUUGGAUGUUGCUCAAAAAGCUUUAAAUUUAAAAAAAAAUGAUUGGGAAGUAUUUUAUACGAUUGGAAAUUGUUAUUAUGCAUAAAAAGAUAUUGAUAAAGCACUCAUAAAUUAUAAAAGAGCUUUUGAACUCUCAAUUAAUGAGACAACAUACAAUAGAUUAGGGAAGUUUUACUUAUCCUUAGAAAAGUAUGAAGAAGCUUUAGCAGUUUAUAAGAGUGCUUUAAAUUCCUAACCAUAAAAUAAUGAAAUAAAAGCCUUACUUGGUGUUUUGCUUUUGAGAAUGGGUUAAACUUAAGAAGCUAAAAAAUAUCUCGAAAGUGUUACUGCAACAGAUACAAAAUGUAUUUUCAUCUUUAAAUUAAAUAGCAUUAUUGGGUCUAGGAUCAAUUGUGUAGGAUUAAGAAAACUAUGAUGAAGCACUUAAUUAUUAUAGAAAAUUAAUUGCAAUACAUCCUACAUCAGCAUAGGUGUGGAAUAAUAUAGCAAUGUGUUAUUAUGGUAAAUAAGAAAUUUUAGCAGCCAUUAUUAGUUUGAAAAGGGCUAUUUAUUAUGAUCCAUUUGAGUCUACAAUCCAUUUUAAUAUGGGUUUAGUUCAUCUACAUGAAAAAUAAUAUAUGUCAGCAUUUCAUUAUUUUUAAACUGCCAUUACUCUAAAUCCAGAUGAUUCUUAAUCAUAUAUGUAUUUAGGUAUUGCAUUAAAUAAGUUGAAUGAUUUUUAGAAUGCAUGUCGUUCUUUUGAAAGAGCUUUAGAAUUAGAUAAAGAUAAGUAUAUUAUCAAAUUUAUACUUGAUUAGAGACUAUUUAAUUUAUCUAAAUUAUUGCAUAAUAUUAUUGCAAAAAGGAGAUGAAUCAUCAUAAUAUGCUUAAUAAAUUUUUCGAUAUUUUUGUGAUUUCUAUAAAGAAUAAGAAUAACUCUAUGAUAAUAGAUGCAAAAAAGAACUUAUUCAAGAAUUAAAAUCGCAAAUUUAGAAAUAUCUACGGUCAUGA